Molecule: messenger RNA, 10552 nt
Organism: Pecten maximus
Lineage: Eukaryota; Metazoa; Mollusca; Bivalvia; Pectinida; Pectinidae
Product: trichohyalin-like
Exons: 51
Coding region: 214-8022 (2602 amino acids)
Source: RefSeq, a predicted model, not a curated record
GCCGCCAUAAACACCUAGAUCACUUUCUCUUUUGAUUCCUUCCAAAAAGUCAUGUAAUUUACCGAAUUAUUUGAGAAUUGUAAUCACGGGGCUGGACCUUUGUGUGUGAUCUAAACGAUACUACAUGAUCCAGAGCUGGUCUUUUGGAAAGUUGUUUAGAUAAGGAAUUUACAACAUAAUAUCAAUUUUUUUUAUCAAAGUUCUUUUCACAAAAUGGGUAUCCAAAAUUUCAAUACAAUUUUUAACAACAUUGACACAGCCUGUAAAGGCUUUAUCACCAUAGAGCAACUUCAUGCUUACUAUGACAACAUGGCUUAUGAAGUCAUCACUUUUGACCAAGUUGAGGCAUCGGUUCUUCAUGUCUGCGGUUACCAGGCAGGAGGACGUGUCUCUAGAGAAUCUUUUCUGGCUGUCUUGGAAGAGGUUUCCAGAAGGCAAUCUGUGGAACAGCAAUCCUACUGGGAUUUCCAGGCGUUUGAUUAUGGAGGCUCCAAUAGAAUCUCCCUUCCUGACACUCUGCUGCUUUUCAGGGAGUUCCAUGGUGAAAGAUUUUCUAUGAAAACUUGGUAUGAUUUUAUAGAAUCUCGUGAGGAACCCCCUGGAGCUAAUGUAUAUUUUGAUGAGAUUCGGAUGUGGCUCUGUUGUUAUCCAUCUGGAGAUCCAGCAUCAGAGGAAACGAUCACGAAGGAGGAGGAGAGAUUGUAUCGACAACAGGAACAACAUGAACUGGACAACAUGGAAUCUGUCAAGAAGAUGAUGAACAACACAGAAGACAUGAAAAACUAUGGGGAUUCUGUCAAUUACAAUGUUAAACGCAAGCUUAACAAGUGGAAGAGGAAUGGACUGGAGGCCAUGUUGAAUGAUGAUGGCUUGGAGGCAGAUGAUACAGUGGAAGAGAGACAUCCCAAAGAUCAUGUGACUAGGAACGACCUGAUCGAGGCAUUGGAGGUCAAAUAUGAGAUGCUGAGAGAGAAACUUUUGUAUGACAUGGCUUCUCUAUCUUCAGCCAUUGAUGGAGACCAACCAGAAAUAUUUCAACAGCUGUGUUCUCAGGAACGACAACUCCGCAGGGAAGGCCAUUUUGAAGAACAGGUGUACACACUACCUGGGUCCAAGGUCACUCUGAAUGCUACUCUGACAGGUUUGAUGGGAGAGGUCAGAAUGGAAAACGAUAAACAGAAGAUGAAAAUGAAUGAAAUGAGAAAAGAUUUGAAAGGUCAAGGUCUGUCAGAUCAAGAUAUUGAUUCGGCCAUUCAGGCAGAGUACCAGAAGGUCAUUCAAGGAGACACAACAUGUGGAGCCGUACUAGUUGAUUUGAAGAAACGGUAUACUGAGGAGAAGGAUGGCCUUUUCACCUGGCUGAGGUCUACUGCCAAUUCCUCUGUAACCAUGGAGUACAAUCGGUUGUUACGGCAACAGUUAUUGCUGGGAGAAGAGGGGAAGUUUGUUGGAGCAUCUAUAGCCGUGGGUUUGGCAGAACGCCCACAACAGUACAAAACAAGCAGUAAUUCCGACUGGGACCGCAGCAGGGCUGAGAGGUUAGCCCAGUUACGCCUGCUAGCAAAGAAAGGACAUAAGCAGCUGAGAAGUGGGGGAGACUUGUUGGAUUUUGACCAGGCUGAAUCUAGUGGGGCCAUUGGCACUCAAAGGGAGAUAAUCACAGAAAUCGUCAAGAAACACUCCUAUGAAAGAGAGGCGCUGAUCAACAUGCUACAGGGGCGUGACAGUGCUGUAUACAAAACUAAUGCUAAACGUCUGGGUGUGGACCAGAGGACCAAGCGCCUGAAGACUCUCCGUAACCAACACAAGAGCUGGCAGGACAACAAAGAUAGUGAUGUAGCCGUGCUGGAGAAAAUUCUCCAGGAAGCUGUUGGAUUGUGCUAUGAAAAUCGACUUGAAGAAAUGCGUCAACAAAACAACAAACUUUCCGAGGCAGAUGUCAAUGAGUGUAUUCUGGGAGAUCUGGAACAACAACAGGAAGUGGAAGUAGAAAUGAAACUCUCAGAUAUGCAGGCAAAAGCUGAUACACCAGAAGCUUUGCUGGCUAUCUUGAUUAGGGAAAACAAGGCUCGAGUCCAUCAACAUUUUGAUAAUGUAGCCUUUGUGAUACUUGGUAAAGUCGAGGUACGAGAGGAUGACAAGGAUUACUUGUCAGCCCUGGAGAAAAAAUACAACGCAGUACGUGAAAAGGUGUUCAACAUGGCACUUCGAGACCAGUUCGGCAGUGAAUGGAAAAGACUUGCUGAGGACAAAAAGAAAGAAGAAUUAAAAAAAAAGAAGAGAGAGGAGAAAAAAUUGCGAGGAGAAGGAUUGUUUGAGGAAAUGGAAACACUCAUUGGCCCAAAAAGCAAGACGCUACCUUCACUAAGGAAAAUGGUUGGUGAAGAUAAAUCUCAAUUUGAAGCAAGGUUUGCCAGACAGAAAACAACAGGUCAAAUUGAAGACGAAGUUCCUGCAGGGCGUGUUAUCCCUACCAACCAUCUCGCUGAUUUGAUCCCACGAUACGAUGGUGAGGAAGAAGCUCUGUUGUCAUGGUUACAUGCGGAUGAAACCAGUAAAAUUCCGAAGAAGAUCCAGAGAUUAAGGAUCCUUAGAAUGAGACUUGAAGAGUUUCUGGUUAAGAUGGAGAAUAAGUUUGAAGUGGCAGCACUCUUCCUUGGACUGUUUGAGAGGAUAGAGGCAUCACUUCACGGAAGACAUACAAGUGAUAUAGACAGACAGAAGUUACUAGCUACCAGGCGUGUACAGAUCCGACAGCAACGUCUACUACAGCAUGAGCUUUACAAGAAACCCAGGGAGACUUCAGGCAAGCCUAAUGCUGGUGACAUAUCCGGCUGGCAGAUGGUGUACCUGUCAGAGGUGAUGCUGCGCCAUAGUGAGGAGAGAGAACAACUUCUACAGUUUCUCCAGGACCCAGAACUUGAGGACCUAACAGAAGCUGCCUCCGGGAUCUCUGAUGAGGAAAAGAAGACCAGGCUGGCUGAGCUACACAGCAAACGUCGAAAGCUCAACCUGGAGGAUCCAGGUGACCAAGAGGAGCAUACUUGUAUCCUGGAGGAAGCAGUAGCCAUACGGGCAGUGUGUAAAAAAUCAGAAAUGGAGCAGUCGUCAAGGAAACCGGUAUCUAUGGAGGAAGUCACCAUAACAUUGUUGACAGAACUCCAAGAGGAACAGGACCGAGAACUGGCCACACUGUUGGGCAUGAUAGGGAGGCUGGAAGAAGUUGACUUAAGAAAACAGCAUGAGAAUGAGGAGAAGCAGAGACGGCUAAAAUCCAUUGGAAAUGUGUUUGUCAUCUUGACACAAAGUGAGGGGAAGGCACACGAAACAGAACUUGUCAAGGCUCUGGAGGCCAAAUACAACCAGCUUCAAGAAUGUGUCCUGUUGGAGUGUUUGGUCCACAGGUCUGGGAAGGCCAACUGGGACAAAAUGUCGGACAAGGAAAAACAACAGAAACAACUCGCUCUUAGGCAGGAAGUCAACAGCUACAGAGCAACAGGUAACACUGUUGGAUUAUGGGAAUCUCUGGGAAACAUUUCCUCAAGGGAGACAAUCCUGGCUCUCAUGGGAAUGAUGAGACAUGAGUUUGUCGUUGCCGUACAAGACCUUGAAGAUCCAGAUGUUGGCCUGGUGACUGAGAAAGAUUCUGAAGAAGAGAAAUGCAACCCUCUGAUUGACAUUUGGCAAAGAUUUGAGGAUGAGAAGAGCAAUGUGUUACAGGCUUUAAAAGGACUAAAAGAGGAGUAUAUGGAGGAGAGGGAUCAGGAACUACAUCUAGUGAGGCUCCACAGGGAAUACCUUCUUGGUUGCCGUGACAUCAACUUCUCUUUUGCGGCCAUCUUGGUAGGCCUGGCUGAGAGACAGAAUCCUCAUGGGAAACCACGGCUGGCUGGAGACAGAGGCCGUUAUAGUAGACUAGCCAAAACACAGAUGGAGGCUUUGUCUUCUGGUCAAAAAAAAUCACCAGAACAGAAAGAUGAAAUCAACAAAAGCACUGUGAAGGUGUCUCAGAUGGGCAAUGUGGUACAGAUGCUGGAAAGGAAACACAGAGAUGAACAUGGUAUGUUUCACCGUCUGUUAUUGGAGAAUGCUAACCGAGAACUUCUGGAUGAAGUGAUUGUCUUAUCUCAGCAGCAACGCAAGGAGAGACUGGCCCAGCUGUUGGCUAAGAGGGAAGCUACACCCCUGGAUCAACAGAAGGAGCACUGGUGUCUAUUUAUGGAAGCUGUGGUGGUCAAGCGGGAGCUUUGCCGUGAGCGAUUAACCGGUGACCAGAAGGAGGAGGUGACUGAUGAGGUCAUCAACCAAGCACUGUUUUCAGACCUUCUGUCUAGACAGAAUGGAGAAUCAGAGGAAAUGUUCCAACGGAUGACUGAAAUGACUUGGGAGGAACUAAAUACAUUACAGUCAGAUGUUAUGCAGUCCCGAAAGGUCAAUGCUGCAGAAAAUGUUGCAGUUGUGGUUUUCUCCCCUGAGUCAACAGAUGGCAGCACUGACACAGAGCUGAUUGAGGCUCUAGAUGGGAAGUUUGAUGCCCUGAGGGACAAACUUUUAGCUGAAGCUCUCAUGAAACAGCUUGGGGAGGCUGAGUGGAAGUUAUUGUCAGAGAAAGAGAGACAAAAGAAACUUAUGGAACUCAAACUCAAGGAAAGACAACUCCGGCGAGAUGGCAAAUUUGAUGAAUUAGCCAGAUUACUGGGUGAUGCAUUUGAAGACCAAGAACUGCUAAAGAAGUUAAUGGGAGAUACAAAGGAGGAGCAGGAGAGGAAGAUGAGAGAGAGAUUGGAGAAGAGGAGACAGAGGAAAGCUCAAGGUCUGUCUGAUGAGGAAUGUGACCGCCUAGAACAACAGGAUAUAGAGAAAGAGGAAAUAGAGGAAAGGAAAAGACGACGAAAUAUCCUGGGGGACCUACAGCACGCCUAUGAACAUGAGAAGGAUGAAUUACUGAGACGGCUUCGAGAGGGAGAAGAUAAAAUAUCUCAGGAAAGAGAGCGCCAGUUACAACUGAUGAGACUGAAGCGUGACGAGCGCAGGGCUCGUCAAGAGGACAAGUUUGACUCGGCUGCCCUGGUCAUUGGGAUGGCCAAGGAGAGGGAAGACAAGAUGCAGAAAGAUAUGGAGGAGGAAAGAAAGCGACAGAUGAGACUAGCGAGAGAGAGGCUUGAGGCAGCUCGACGUAGGAAGGCAGCUGGACAGACAAAGGAUGACGAUACAGAACCUGAGAUUAAUAUUGACACGGAGGACAAGAUCUUGUUACGGGAGGCAGUGACUAUGGCGGUGGAUAAACGCCACCAGAAGGAGAGACAACUCCUCAUCCAGGUCCUGGAUGAGACUUCAGACAGUUCACUGAGGGAGAAGAUACACAAUAUGUCUGAGGAACAAAGGAAAGAUAAACUCGCCGAGCUCCAGGAACUUCGGAAACUUUGGAGGGAUGGGAAAUUAAAGGAUCAAGAGGAACAACUAGAAAUAUUCCGGGAAGCAGCUUGUAUUGAAAUUGAAAACUUGAUGGAAAAGAUGAGGUCAGAAGGUCAUGACCUUACUGAAGAUGAUGUUAAAGUUCACAUUCUGUCCAAUCUUCAGCAACAACAGGACAGCGAGAGUCGUCUCCUUUUGGGAGACAUUCAAAAUAAGGAUCCAAAGACUUUACAACAAAUUGUCCAAGUACAGAGGAUGCUACAGAAAGAGGGUUGGAAUGACAAUGUAGCUUUUGUGCUACUGGGUAAAUCUCAGAAAGAGGCUGAAGACCAGACUGAGGCUGAUGAAGAUCCAGAUAAGCAGUUGGUAGAUGCCCUGGAGCAGAAGUAUGAUGCACUGAGAGAAAAACUUCUUGAGGCUGCCUUGAUCAAGGAGAUUGGUGAGGGUGAAUGGAACAAGCUGAGUGACAAAGACAAACAGAAGAAACUGGUAGAACUGAAGCUGAAAGAAAGAAAACUACGAGAAGAUGGCAAUCUGUCGGAGGCUAACCAUCUGUAUGGCGAUCUUACAGAAAACAACGAGCUUCUGGAUGCACUUCUUGUGGAAGAUGACAGGGAUGAAGAUCAGAAGAAGAAAGACAUGAUGGAAAGAAAAGAAGAGUUGAGAAAGGAAAGAGAGGAACAGGGGCUGUCAACUGACGAUGACACACUAGAUCAGAUUGUAGAAGAAGAAGAAGAGGAAAAGACAAAGCAGCGAAGAAGGAAUGUCCUAGAAAACCUGCAGACAAUGUUUGAUGACGAGAAGGAUGCCUUGAUGAGGUCACUACAAAAUCAGAAAGAUAGAAUUGCCCAAGAGAGAGAGCGACAACUGGCUGUGGCUAAGUUACGCCGCGACAAGAACCGUAUGAAACAGGAGGAGAAACUGGACUCUGUGGCAUUGAUUUUCUCCAUGGCACACGAGGCCGAGGAAAAACAGAAACAAAAUAUUGAGGCAGACAGACAGAGGAUGAGAGCACUGGCAAAGGAGAGAUUGGAGGCGAGGAAGAGGAAGAAGUUGGAUAAGAAGGACAAAGAGAACUUAGAGGAUAGAUUAAAGGCUGAUGAUGAGGCAGCUGGAAUACAGGAGCUGACACAAGAUGCCAAGGACCAGAAUGUGGUUGCAGGUUUAUCAAAGAGAACAGAUGGUAGUGCUACACAAGGUGCUAUCUUAGAUUUUAUGGACAUGAGACAAAGUGAGGAGAGAGACUUACUGAUGGAGCUAUUUACAUCGGCCAAGGGUGAUACUAAAGCAUGCCAGCAGGCCUCUUCCAUGUCUCCAGAGGAUUUGAAAAUGGAUCUUUCGAAACUGGAACAGGAACGAAGCAAAUGGCGAGAGAAAUCUCAGCAGGUUGCUCUGGGAUUCGACGAGACUAUAGUAAACAAGACUGUUUGGGACAAAUACUACAAACAAGUGGCUGAGAGUCGGCGGGAGCAGACACGUAUCCUCACACAAGCGAUGGUACAGAGGCUGGAAUUGGAGGAACGUAACCUGAAUGUAAACAGACCAGACAUGACUGCUGCAGAAAUCAGAGAGGAACUCAGUGUGUCCAUAUUGGCCGAUCUGCAGGAGAAACAGGCUACAGAGAGCAAGGCCAUUCAAUCACUCAUGCAGAAACAGGAUGCUGAUGGCCUUCAACGCUUAAAGAGAGUUCAGCGGACAUCCCGACGGGAGGGUUGGUACGACAGUUUAACAGCCACAUUGUUCCAGAUGUCCGGAUCAGACGGCGAUGAAGCAGCUCUUGCCACAUUUGACAAGAUGAAAGCUGAAAUGGAGCAAGAGCUUGAGAAGGAGAAGGAGGCCUUCAUUGAAAAUGCCAAGAAGAAGGGCAGUGACAUUGAUAUAGAUGCUGCCUUAAAGGAACUAGAACGGCAACAGGAAGCCAAGAGAAAGGCAAUGAGUCAGUCCUUCAGCCAACAACAGAAGUCUCUGAGGGACAAGAUUGCUGCCAGGAAGCUCCAGGCCAUGAACAAGGAGGGAGAGGAAAUUGCUGCUGCCCAAUUGAUUCUCCUGGCCCAGGACCAACACAAGGCUGAGACCGAGAGGAUCAAGUCGGCUAAGGGCAAACAAAGCAACCUGCUUCAGGAGAGGCUGGAGGCUAGACGUCUGGAAAGAAAGAGAAAAGCAGAGGAGGCCAGAGAAGAAGAGCGACCCCCAUCUACACCAUCCAGUAAUGCCUCCUCACGACCUACCACGGUCGACUCCAAAGUCAAAACACUUCCAUUCCGGAUGACGAGGGAGAAAACAGUAGUAGAUGUUAACAUUACACCUGAAGAAACGGAAGCUGUUGUCUCCAAACUUGUCCGGGAGCAGACCAGUCUACACAAAAAGAUCACAGACACUCAGAAACAGCAGGAGGAAAUGCUCCAAAGACGUCUUGAACUCAGGAAAGGGAAACGGAAAGAAGAAGCUCAGCAGUUGUUUGAAAUUGGUGAAAGAAAUAAAUCAACAUACCAAAAGAGUAAAGAGGAUGAGAAAAGUCGUCAGAUGGAACUGUUGAAGCAGAGGGUACAGGCCCGUAGGGACAGAUCUCGCAGCCCCAAUCCCAUAGCAGAGUCACCGGAUGAAUGAAUUCCAUGGAAUGAUGUGGGAGAAGUAUUUCUCAAUACCUCGGCUUCUAGGGACAAAUAAAAGAAAACGAAAUAGACCACCAGAUGUGAUCGUGACAAGGAUACCCGAACCACUUGAGGAAAGCCAGACAAACAAUAUUGCCACAUCACAAGUAUCUAGAAGCCUUUUUAUUAAUGGAAAACUUGGCGUCAUCUUAAUUAAAUGUAUCAGUGUAUUCUAUUGACAUGCUCUUCAUUAGCUCUAAUGGAAAGCUUCAUGUUUGGAAGGCAUGGAUAAAUAAUGUCGGACAUUGACUCUCACUUACAAUUAUAUCGUUAAUGAAAAGGCACAAAAUUCCAUAUUGAUCUUUUUGAGGUGUACUGUUUUGUAAAUCAGAAUUUUCUGGAAUGCAUUCUGAAUGUUAUUACAUGUAAUAGAAUUGCAUAGAAUCAAUACAGUGGCGUUUUUAUAUUACAUAUUGAGGACCAAUGCUUUUUCCCUGGUCAUUAAUUAUCGGUUAGUGCCUUUUUGUAAUUUACACCUUAAAUGAAUAAGACAUUCAGUCUUUUAAUUUUUUAGAUAUUUUCAUUAUAAAGUGAAGGUGUGAUAUUUGUUAUUCACUGCAAUGUGUAUCACAUUAUAAUUCAGGCUCAAAGUAAUCAGAUUUUUUCAAUUAACUAAUGUACUGGAAGUUAAUUUAAAACAUUUCAUUUGGAAAAAAAAAAAGAAAAUCAUUAUUUGCUCAAUGUAACGAAGUAGAAAUGAUUAAUUGAUAAAGUAAAUUGAUGUUUUAUUUAGUAGUGUUACCCAUGGAAAGUCCAUGUUAAACCAAUUAAUGGAAAUGAAUAUUGUUGAGUUACAAAACUCGGCCACUUGUAACGGUUAUGUAAUGGUUCAUUCUAUAUUGAUAUGUGGUGUAGUUAUUGAAAUAAUUAUAAUUAACUGGCAGGUUAUUUUUAUGUUUGUCAAUAAAACAUCAUUAAUUUUUAAUGUAAGGGAAUGUUCAUCGUAGCGGAAAACUCUAGUAAUUUAUUCAUUAGAUGAAUCUCAUAUGCGAAGUUUUGUGAAUGGAGUUUGCUUUACAUCCAUUUCAAUUACAUUAUGUCAAUAUGAUGUUGAUCAUAGAUGAAUGUUUGCACUUUAAUGGAUUGUCAUACCAUUGAUCAGCCGCUGUAACACUAUCUCGUGUUCACUGAUUUCAUUCCGGUAAAAAUACCAUAAUGUUUGCAGUAAAAUCUGGAAUUAUCAUAGCAUGUUACAUGAAUCUUGAUUAAGCAUUUAUCUAUUGCUGAAUUUCAAUGAUAUUUUGCAGUUUUUCUAAUUUGCUACUUUGCAAUUAUUGUGAAAAGUCCUGAAAUGUGAUUACAGUUAAUUAUUUACUUCGACAUUAUGCUAUUGGUGAGUUUAAGCCUCAGUGAAAAUGUACCCUGGGAUAGGUAUACUGUAUAUCUGAAAUGGUUCUACCUUCAUACAGUUGUAGGAAUCAGGUAACUUUUCCUGGUACCUAGCGCACCUGAGGUUUUUGAUUAGUGUUGAUCAAUAUAUUGUAUCUGUUACAUGUAGCUUACUGUAUAAUACAUACAUUUUGUACAUGUACAGUAUAUAAAUUGUCUUGUUAUUUUGCCUGCUGGUCAGGAUACUUAUAGACUUAUUUACAUAUUUUAUUACCAGUUCACAGUGUGAUUUGUUAAAAAUGUUACUUACAGGUAAGUAAUGUUAUUAUGUAUGAAUGAAUAAUUAACUAUUUAAUAGGUAUGGCUUUAGACAGUCCUUAAUCCACUAGAUUUGGAGACCUUUCAUGUCCUAGGUACGUUUUGACCCGGAGUAAUGAAGGGAUAGAUUUUACAUUUCUUACCUUAUUCAGAGCAGGGACGUUUCAUUAUAGGUCCCUGUUCAGAAAUAACGACGAGCUAAAUUAAUGUACAUAAUUUAUAAUUAUUGCAUCACUUGUCACCCAUACUGAUAACUUGUAUCUUGUGGCAAGAUUUUUAGGAAGUGAGCUAGGCCUAUUAAUGAAAUGAUUUCCUUGUCACAUGCACGCUACAAGAGUUAUAUUGAUGUUGAACUAUUGAUUACGUGAGUUGUGAACACAUAAUGUCGUUGCCCCGCAAUCAAACCUCUGUGAUAAGAACUGUAAUUAAGUAGAUUGGACAUCCCACGUGCACGUUUGCUUACAGAAUGGCUAACUACAGCAAAGCCAAGUGUUUAACCGAUUCAGAGUCCAUAUUGUUUUUCGUCAGGUUCUGUGACGUAAAUUUUCAAAUGUCUUGGUAAAACAUAACCUAUGCAAAGAUUGAUUCUGACAUUCCGUCCAGAUCUAUUUAAUCCGUCCAUAUACAUCAAAACUUCAUGGAUUACAAGAGAGACAUAUUUUAGCAAGUAUGAAAGCCUGACUUCUAGUUUCGUUGUAAUUUAGAACCCUUUCUGUUGUCACACGAACUACAGUCAGGUGAUUAGAUUUACAUAUUUACUCUUGUUCAAGAACUCUAUAUAUUUUAUAUUUAAAUGUUAACACUAUUGUUGAAAUAAAUUCAUAUUAAUCACAAAAUUU